Molecule: messenger RNA, 2807 nt
Organism: Acanthochromis polyacanthus (spiny chromis)
Lineage: Eukaryota; Metazoa; Chordata; Actinopteri; Pomacentridae
Gene: ccdc3b
Product: coiled-coil domain containing 3b
Exons: 3
Coding region: 446-1273 (275 amino acids)
Biological process (GO): negative regulation of gene expression
Cellular component (GO): extracellular region
Source: RefSeq, a predicted model, not a curated record
CGGCGUUGUUGCAUUAAAUUCUACCUAAUAUUAUCAACUUGGAGCUGAGGGACUUUAGGUGUAAUUUUGCAGGAUUUGUGCAACUGUAUGUGCAGCUCUGGGAUUCUUUUUCUUUACUCCUCCUGUUCUCAUCUUAAAGGUGAGAGGCACUGUUGUUGCAGGAGAUGCUGGUGGGAAUGGGCUGAUCCAAUUGCAAAAAGUGGAACUGCAGGAGAUAGAAGGACCGCAAGGAAGGAACUACUUGGGGCAACUGUAAAACUUUACUCUGAGUUGACUUUUUGUAUGCUUUAGUCAGUAGUAGUAGAAGAAAGCACAUGUGGUAAAAGCCCUGCAGUUUUUCUUUUCUUUUUCUGAGUGACUUCAUUCAUCACCAGCACUGUGAGCCCUGGUGCGCCUCACCGAUCCACAGACGUCUCCUCUCCUCUCCUCUCCUCUUCGCGGCAUCAUGUGGAUUAUUCUGGCGUUUAUUCUGGCUGCUGCGGGUCCUGAUGGGAGCUUUGGCUGUCAGCUGCCCCACGACUGGAGACCGCAGACUGAAGCGUGCCGGGCCGAGCUGGCGGAGAUCAUCGUCUUUGCCAAGGUGCUGGCGCUGCACAAGGAGUCGUACAGCGUCUAUAACUACCUGCCGUGGCAGCACGACUCUGACCUUCUCUACUCGGCCGAGAUCGAGCUGCUGUGCGACCAGGCGUGGGGCAGCAUGCUGGAGGUCCCCGCCGGCUCCAGGUUCAAUGUGAGCGGCCUGGGCUACUUCCCCUGCUUCUCCUACAGCGUCACCAAAGACAACAACUACUACUUCUUCCUCAGGAUGGAUGAGAACUACAAUAUCAUCCCCCAUGGAGUGAACUUUCAGGACCCCAUCUUUCCAGACACAACUGACAACCACCGCAUGUUUGCAAGCCUCUUCCAGUUUUCCAACUGCACACCAGGAACCCAAGUCCAUAGCUUUACCCCAGAGUGGGAGGCUCAGGAGGACAGCCGGCUGUUGUGUUCCACGGUGCAGAAAGCUCUGUUUGAGGAGGAAGAGAGGGUGAGGACUCUCUCCCAGAAAGUUCGUACCUUGGAGAAAGCCAAUGGCCAUCUGAGGGAAAAGGUGAAGACCAUGAAACGUCUGCUACGUCAGGCCCAACGAGAAACAACAAAGGAGCAACAGACCCUCAACCUCAAGCAGCUCUACGAGUCAAAGACGCCCCAAAGUCACCCUGAUCAGGACACAACCCAGGACCGGAAGACCCAGCCACUUAAAAAGGUCCUCUCUAAAAAGCUUAAAAAAUAGAGUUCUCACACUACUUUGCUCUGUGUAAAGCGAAUUUCGCUCCUUAUGAAGCAUCAGUGGCAGAUCAGACUGAAAAGAUAGUGAGCGAAAAGUUGGGUGAGGUAACAGCAACAGCAGAAAUACUUAACAGUUCAGAUCAAAUAAAGCUGCAGCAGGCAGGAAAAGAACUACAAGCUCAGAAUGUAACUUCAUGCUGAAGCAACUGCAAUGUUUUCUCCAUCAUGGAAAUGCUUUGCUGAUACUGACAAGCGUUUUACUGUGUUCACUGUCAGAGUCAUGAAUCCUUUGUCCAUUUUUUAGGACGGCAUUACUUGUCGGUGCCAAUGCUGGUUUUGUAAGUUUUCUUGCAGGAUUUUGUCUAAAAGAACAAGCAUUUGCAUUUGUAAACCAAUCAGUAGGAACGACACCCCCAAAUCUCCCGUCACAGGUUGGAUUUUCUAAAGUCUGAAAAUGGAGCCAAGUAGAGGUGCAGAAGUUUAGUUUCCCCUUAGACAACUUUAGUUAUAAUUUUCUCGGUUUUUACUCAGUGAUGCCAAAACAGUACUGCCCAUCCCAGCUUUAAGUUGUUUUCAUUUGUGUCAUUGAUACCAUAAAGUGCCUUUUCUUUAAAUGAUAAUUCUCUCUGAAUAGCUGUUGCUGCUGUCUGUCCUCCAACUUUUACCGUUGUUUUUGUUGGUCUAAGUGGCAGCACAAACAUUCUCCAGAUAUUCAAAAGCUCAUCGUUUAUAGCUGAUGGAUGCACUGUUGAAACACAUAGAUUAUGUCAAAACAUUGGAAAUUGAAUAUCUCUUGUGACGUAACUGUUUUUUCUGUGCUGGACACAUCAUGCAUCGUGUUAAUACUAGCAGUACGUAGUUUUGAAAUACUUUCAAAAUGCUUAAAAUCAGACUUUGUCUUUUGCGACUCCACAUUUAUACAGUAUGUCAAAAAUCUAUUCUAAUUAUUUCUCAUUUCCAAAAGGAGUGGGGUAUACAAACAUUUUGUGAAUUGAAUGCUGUCAAAUAAAAAAGUUUUUUUUAACUCUUAAAAAUGUUUGGCAUUAGGUUGAUUUUGGAUGCUUAAAAAUAUUUGAUGUGCAAGGCUGUGAGCUAAAAUAAGUGUGUGUGGUGUAAGUGGAAAUACAUAUUAAUCUGAUUGUGUAUGUAAGUUUAACUACAAAGGAACAGAGGAUGUACCAAGAUCACGUUACACCAUUUUUCUUCACCUGUGCAGUGAUUCAUUGAAUUCAGUGAAUUUUUCCCAAGAGUGCAUUUUGUCUACAUUCCACUUUGUUCAAAUGAUUUUUCUGAAUCAAAGUUCAUUUUGUAUUUGAAUGUAGGGUGCUGAGCACCUAUAAAGUCCGGCCUGUGAGCCCGACACGGUACAGGAUUGGCAUUUUCUGUGUCAGAAACGAAAGUUUUCUUAUAUCAUAAAUUCUGUAUUUGCUCUUAUUAUUUUGCUUUCUCUAAACUAUACACAUCUGGCUUGCUUUGCUAAUAGUAUUAUCAGUUUUAUAAUAGUUACUGUUCCAUUUUUUAAAAAUAAAUUAACUUUU